UUGAAUAUUGUCACAUAAAUUCGAUCCAUAAUAAGAUUGAAAUAGAAUCCCGUUGUCCAUUUGCUUGUUAUGCCUACUUAUUUUGCUUUUGAAAACACAAAGAAAGAACACCAUUUGACACAACUAUGGUUCAAGAAAAAAGAUCCUCUAUAUUUGAAAAAAUCACAACAACAAUUACCCUAGGGUUACUACUAUGAAACAAUGUUCCAAACUAGAAUAAUUUUGAAGUACAUACGCAAACAAAGGUCCCUAAUUUGUGGAAACAAACUGUUGAAUCUUGAUUCCUCAAGAUUUAAGACCUCCUCUGCUUCAAUUUCCACCAAGUCAUCUAAGCAUCAGAAAUCCAAGAAAACUGAAAACCCCAGUUUGAAAAAACAAAUUGAACCCCAGAAUACUUCGCUCUUCAAUGAGAUCAGAGAGAUUUUAGGAACAGAGACUGUAGUAACUGCAGAUGAAAACCCAUAUGGACCUGAAAUACCCGUCGUGGACUCAUCAUCUUGCACGGGAAGUGUUUGUGAAAAUGCCAAGCCUAGUACAGAGCUGAAAAUGAGAAAUUUACAUGAUGAUACUCCGAUAGAAAUUUUGGUGAAAAGGGAUAUUAGUCCCAUUGUUCACAAGAUUACAGAGAUUGUGAGGAGUGAAAAUAAUGUGAUUUCAAUGGAGGAACAACUGGAAAAAGCAGGUUUUGAGUAUAAUGAGGAGGUUGUUGACAAGGUUUUGAAGAGGUGUUUCAAAGUUCCUCAUUUAGCUUUGAGGUUUUUCAAUUGGGUGAAAUCAAGAAAAGGAUUUAGUCAUACUACAGCGACUUAUAAUACAAUGAUUUACGUGGCUGCAGAAACAAAGAAGUUUCGCUUGGUUGACGAAUUGGUGGAGGAAAUGGGGAGGAGUUCCUGUCAGAAGAAUCUUAAGACGUGGAGUAUUCUGCUAUCCCAUUUUGGGAAUGCGAAGUUGAUUGGUAAAGCAUUGUUCACGUUUGAGCAGUUGAAGAAAUAUGGUUAUGAACCUGACUUAAGGGCUUAUAAGACCUUGUUGAGUUCGCUUUGUAAUGCUGGAAAAGCAGACAUUGCUUUG
This is a messenger RNA of Nicotiana tabacum (common tobacco), 1071 nucleotides long. NCBI's taxonomy places the organism in Eukaryota, Viridiplantae, Streptophyta, Magnoliopsida, Solanales, Solanaceae. The record is from RefSeq and is a predicted model, not a curated record.